Messenger RNA from Elaeis guineensis (African oil palm), 1456 nucleotides. RefSeq names its product short-chain dehydrogenase TIC 32 B, chloroplastic. Lineage: Eukaryota; Viridiplantae; Streptophyta; Magnoliopsida; Arecales; Arecaceae. The record is from RefSeq and is a predicted model, not a curated record.
UUCGCGUUGCCUGGUCCUUACGACGCAACCUUCUCUCACCCAUCAAGCUCCCACCGUCGCGCAUUAAUUCUUUCCCCCCACCCCCACGACCUCUCCGUUUUAAACCAGAUAGCCAUCAGAUUCCCAACCAUAAAUUACUUCUCCAGUUCUUCUUCUGCGCUCCACCUCCUCCCCCUCUCUCUUUUGCCUUUCUUUUCUUUACCUUAUAAAGGGGCGCCAGGAUACUUGAUUGGAAGUGGGCUUUGUCUCGCACUCGCUUCUGUUCUCUUGGUUGCGAGAUAUAGAGAUGGGCAUCUUCUCGCUGGUGACGGGGUGGCCGGGGCCUAGUGGAUUCGGAUCCGCUUCCACAGCGGAGCAGGUCACAGACGGCAUCGACGCCAGCAAUCUCACUGCCAUCGUCACUGGAGGAGCAAGUGGGAUUGGUGCAGAGACUGCAAGAGUCUUGGCACUUCGUGGAGCCCAUGUCAUCAUUGCUGCAAGGAACAUGGAGGCUGCAAAUGAUACAAAAGAGCUCAUCCUCGAAAGCAAUCCAGCAGCCAGGGUGGAUGUUUUGAAGCUUGAUCUUAGCUCAUUAAAGUCUGUACGAGCCUUUGUAGAUAAAUUCAUAUCGAUGGAUCUUCCUCUUAACAUCUUAAUAAACAAUGCUGGUGUCAUGUUCUGUCCGUACCAACUUUCAGAGGAUGGAAUAGAGAUGCAUUUUGCCACCAAUCAUCUUGGUCACUUUUUGUUGACAAACCUUCUUCUUGAGAAAAUGAAAAACACAGAAAGGAAGACGGGGAUCGAAGGUCGCAUUGUUAAUCUCUCAUCUAUUGCACACCUUCGUUCAUAUGAUGAAGGAAUACAGUUUGAUAAUCUCAAUGACAAUAAUGGAUAUUCUGAUAAAAGAGCAUAUGGUCAAUCGAAACUGGCAAAUAUAUUGCAUGCCAAUGAGCUAUCAAGACGCUUGCAGGAAGAAGGUGCAAAUAUUACUGUAAAUUCUGUCCAUCCGGGAUUGAUCGUGACAGCUCUGUGGAGACAUUCUUUUCUUUUGAUGAGUGUUCUAAGAUUAUUCACUUACAUAUUUUGGAAGAGUGUACCACAGGGAGCAGCUACUACAUGCUAUGCUGCAUUACAUCCGAGUCUCAAGGGUGUGACAGGAAAGUACUUCCUUGACUGCAAUGAGGAGAAGCCCGGUGAAAUGGCCAGAGAAGAAACCUUGGGCAGGAGGCUCUGGGACUUCAGCGAAAAGCUGGUUAAAUCAGCAUCCAAGUAAGAUCAGACUAAGAGCUACCAAUGUAAAUAUUACAUCACUCUCUUGCUAAUAUGGUGUUGGGCUGUUGGCCGGACGAUCUAUAUGCUUUUGCAAGUCAGCAUAAAUAUCGAAUAUUGUUGUACUAUUGGCUUAAUUUCCUGGCGAAACUGUGCCACUUUGCGCUUGGAAAAAAUAAAAAUAAAAAUGUGCCAUUUGUUUCCUGAA